This is a messenger RNA of Oikopleura dioica, 1650 nucleotides long. The record is from the annotation of a GenBank genome assembly. NCBI's taxonomy places the organism in Eukaryota, Metazoa, Chordata, Appendicularia, Copelata, Oikopleuridae.
AUGAAGGCGGACGACAUUUUUGGCGUGGUAAAGGAUGGGAUUCCGACUCCAUUUCUGGAGGAUUGGGACUUUAUUGGAAAGUUAGGAGAAGGCGCUUUUGGCGAUGUUCGGCUGAUCCUGAAUCGCAAAAGCAAAAUCAAAUGCGCAGUGAAAAUCAUCAAUUGCGACGCAAUGACUGAAUAUCAGAAGAAAAUGCUCACGCGAGAAAAGAACAUUCACAGAGCUGUCAAGGAUCAUGUCAACAUCAUUCGAUACAUCAACAGCCGAUACGAACAUGAGGUGAAAGCAAUGUUCAUCUUCAUGGAAUACGCAGAAGGUGGCGAAUUAUUUGAUAAACUUGUGCCAGAUGUGGGCAUGCCAGAAGCCCAGGCGAAGUUUUACUUCGCCCAGCUCCUUGAAAAAGACGGUCAAUUGAAAAUCAUCGACUUCGGCUCGGCCACAGCCUGCAUAAACAAAGGCAGAUCGGAAAGAUCAUUCUCUGUUAGGGAACAUCGUCAGGGGACGGAGGGUUACAUGGCGCCAGAGCUGUUCGUUCCUGAUGGGCAUUAUUUCCCGCUGAGGGGGGAUAUUUGGUCGAUGGCCGUUUGUUUAGUUGCGAUGCUUUCCGGUAUGCUUCCAUGGACGAUCGCCGAUCAGGAGAUAGACGAAGAUUACCGCGAUUUCCGCCGGCAUAAUUACACCGAAGAUCCGUGUUGGCAAAACAUGUCCAUUUCAGCGAUGAAAAUGAUCGUCAAAAUGCUCACGCAUAAUGAUGCCGAUAGACCCAAGAUUUCCUGGCUCGCUGAUGAAGUCAAUGGACCGAAAUGGCUAACGACAACUCACAAGGAGGACAUUGCGUUCAAGUAUCAGUUCCAAGAGCGCAUUAAAAUGUUCCGUGGAGAAAGAUUUCAGGAGUUUCUGGGGCACAAAUCAAUCAGCCAGCCAGAGAUGCUGAAACAUUUCGGCGACGAAAAGAACAUGACUGAAUUCGACGAAUUCAAGAAAGAAGGAGAAGAGAGCACAUUCAAGUACAUCGUCAAAUUCAACGAUAUACAAAGCUCCACUCAAGACUCCACGCCGAGCGUUAGCCAACCCCUCGAUGAGAUUUCAUCGAAAAUGCUCGCCGGAUCGAGCGAUAAAAAAGAGCUGGAGAGCGACCAGAUUCGUGUUCCUCGAAUCACGCGAGUUUGGUUUGAAAAGGCGAAGAAAAAAGAAAUCAUCGCGAAAAUGCUCAAGCACUUCUCUCAGUACACCGUCCACGAGCAGAUUCCUGAGAAGUACUGGCGCUUCGAAAGCCUCAAAAGCAAGUUCGAAGUGCGCAUCAUGAAGACGGGCGACAUCUACAUGCUCGAUUGCAAGCGAUGCAGAGGCUGUGGCAUCCAGUUCAAGAGGGUCUUCAGAGACUUCAAGGAUGCGCUCGAUGAACUGUUGCUGAAGAAGAAUAUCCUACCCCAUCAGCAGAUUACUUAUCAAGAACCUGGAACAUCUGAGAGCUCUCCCCUAGCCACUCCUCCUACCGAAAAGGAGAACAAGCCAGUUUCUGGAGCAAUUCCAGCUCCAACCAAUCUUCCCGAAAGCGCUGUUGCGAAGCACAAGCUGGAAGGGGAUGAAACGAAAGCUGCUGAAUCCGAUGAGCCACCAGCUAAACGAGCAGCUCUUCAGGAAGCUUAG